Messenger RNA from Bicyclus anynana (squinting bush brown), 2298 nucleotides. RefSeq names its product heat shock protein 75 kDa, mitochondrial (gene Trap1). Bases 170 to 2239 code for a protein of 689 amino acids. The transcript is spliced from 13 exons. Gene Ontology annotation, molecular function: ATP hydrolysis activity; ATP binding; protein kinase binding. Gene Ontology annotation, cellular component: mitochondrial inner membrane. The record is from RefSeq and is a predicted model, not a curated record. Gene Ontology annotation, biological process: protein folding. NCBI's taxonomy places the organism in Eukaryota, Metazoa, Arthropoda, Insecta, Lepidoptera, Nymphalidae.
GUCAGUUUAAUUCGAGUGAACCGCUGCUGUGAAUUGAUUUAAUUUUUCUAAUAAUUUUAAAAAUAAAUAUUUUAAAAGAAAGAACAUAAUAAGAAGUUAAAUAAUUGUAAUUUCUAAAAAUCCUUGUGCAGACUAAUUUAAUUAUAGUACAUUAGUUGUACUCUUAAGUAUGUCGGCACUUCGAGCUAGACUGGGGUCCUACAGUUUUCUUUCUAGGUUACUUUAUCAACAUUCAAUUAAUAAGUUUAAACCAGUAAAAUGUGUAACUGUUGCAGCCAAUGGAUUCAGUGGCAAUCCUAUGUUUACUUCGAACUAUAGCACUGUUUCCGACCAAAAACCCUCUGAGACUACAAAAGGAAAUUCUGAGCGGAAAGAAUUUCAAGCAGAAACGAGAAUGCUUCUAGACAUUGUUGCAAGAUCUUUGUAUUCAGAUAAAGAGGUGUUCAUCAGAGAACUUAUCUCUAAUGCAAGUGAUGCUUUGGAGAAGUUUCGUUAUUUAAGUGUAAGUGCCACGGGAGACUCACCACAAUUGGAAAAUGCUGACCGAGCCCUGGAGAUAAAAUUAACAACUGACAAACAAAAUAGGACUCUCACUUUUGAGGAUUCUGGUAUAGGCAUGACUAAAGAAGAACUAAUUGCAAACCUAGGUACAAUUGCUAGAUCAGGUUCAAAAUCAUUUAUAGAAGAAAUAAAGAAGCAAGGCGCAGAGCAGGCCAGUUCCAUCAUUGGACAGUUUGGAGUUGGGUUUUAUUCAGCAUUCAUGGUUGCUGAGAAAAUUGAAGUAUUCACCAGAAGCAGUAUUGCAGGCUCUUCUGGAUAUAAAUGGAGUUCUGAUGGAUCUGGGACAUAUGAAAUACAAGAAGUAGAUGGUGUACCAAUUGGUACCAAAAUUGUUGUGUAUUUGAAGACAGAUUGCAGAGAAUUUGCUGAUGAUGCAACAGUCAAAAAUAUAAUAAUGAAAUACAGCAAUUUCAUUGGCAGCCCAAUUCUAUUGAACAGUGAACAAAUAAACUCAAUUAAGCCUUUGUGGUUAAUGGAGCCAAAAGAAGUUACACAAGAGCAACAUAUAGAGUUCUAUAGAUUUAUAAGCAAUUCAUAUGACAAACCACGUUUCACACUCCAUUAUAAGACAGAUGCGCCACUCAGUAUUAGGUCUAUUCUAUAUGUGCCAGAGGGCAAGCCGGGGCUCUUUGAGUUAUCAAGAGAUUCAGAUGUUGGUGUGGCUUUGUACUCUAGGAAGAUUCUUAUUAAGAGCAAAGCUGAGAAUAUCUUGCCAAAAUGGUUGAGAUUUGUUAAAGGUGUUGUUGAUUCAGAAGACAUUCCACUUAAUCUUAGUAGAGAAUUACUACAGAACAGUGCAUUGAUUGCCAAAUUACGUACUGUAUUGACUAACCGGUUUCUUAAGUUCAUGGUGGACACAGCAAACAAAGAUCCUGUCGGAUAUGAUAUGUUUUACAAGGACUAUUCUUUGUUCUUUAAAGAAGGCAUUGUCACAAAUCAAAAUGCUCUAGAAAAGGAAGAAAUUGGUAAACUGUUGCGUUUUGAAUCUUCAAAGUUAGAGAAUGGCGUCAAAACCUCAUUGGCCGAUUACAACGCGAGGCAGAAUAACGAUCAGCGAAAUAUAUAUUACUUGGCAGCACCAAGCCGCGAGUUAGCACAGUCAUCGCCAUAUUACGAAUCCCUGAAGAAACGCGAUGUCGAAGUGUUGUUCUGCUACGAAAUGUAUGACGAGCUCGUGUUGUUGGAGUUGAAGGAGUUCGGCGGGCGGGCGCUGGUGUCGGUGGAGAACGACAUGCAGAAAGACGCCGCUGAUCAGAGCGAGUCGAUCAUUGGAAGCGACGACUUGCAGCAAGGACAAGUAAACGAAGUGAUUUCAUUCCUAAAAUCCAAUUUGUCGGGCAAAGUAUUCGAAGUUCGAACAACGCAGAAGUUGGACUCGCAUCCCUGCGUGAUCAUAGUUCCAGAAAUGGCCGCCGCGCGACACUUUAUUAGAACUCAAGCACAAAAUCUAAGCGACGAAAAUAGAUUUGCAUUGUUGAGACCACAAUUGGAGAUCAAUCCAAAGCAUCCUAUAAUCAAAAAGCUUCACAAACUUACUAAUAGUGAUAAGGAAUUAGCAAAUAUGGUCGCUCAGCAGUUGUUUUCCAAUGCGAUGGUUACCGCUGGCUUACUAAUGGAUGCCAGAAAUUUAAUAACGAAUAUUAAUGAACUUUUAGUGAAAGCCUUAGAAAAACAUUGAAGUCUAGUUUUAAAAUAUUAAAUUUACUUAAUUUAUAAAAUAUUAUAAAUGUUCUAAUA